Molecule: messenger RNA, 1520 nt
Organism: Anopheles maculipalpis
Lineage: Eukaryota; Metazoa; Arthropoda; Insecta; Diptera; Culicidae
Product: E3 ubiquitin-protein ligase makorin-2-like
Exons: 2
Coding region: 33-1505 (490 amino acids)
Biological process (GO): protein polyubiquitination
Molecular function (GO): metal ion binding; ubiquitin protein ligase activity
Source: RefSeq, a predicted model, not a curated record
UAGGCUCCCACGCGCCCCAAAUCCUGCCCGCGAUGGAGAAGGGCAAGGAUGUGGUGAUGCCGGUGGUUCCACCGUUGGAUAAUGCGGCCGCGGCGCAGAUCGUCUGCCGGUUCUUCCAGUACGGUACGUGCCGGUUUGGCAGCUCGUGCCGCUUCAUCCAUCCCGCUGCACCGACCGCACACGAGACGCACGGUAGCAGCUGCGGUAGCAGCUGCGGCAGUAGCGGUAGCAGCCACAGCAGCAGCAACAGCAGCAGCACCGGUACCAGCCCAGCCGCCAACCAUACGCUGGCGGCCAAGAAGAAGGAAGAUACGGAGAGCAAGCUAAAUCCUACCACGCUGGAUCUUUCCCGUUGGAUUGAUGCGCCCGUUUUUGUGCCGAAAUCGAAACUUUCCACACAGCAGCAGCAGCAAAAGGAACAAACUCCCCGUAAGAAGCUCCAGCACAAGGAACUGAAAGACGCGGAGCACGAGGACGAAGAGGAGGAGGAGGAGGACGACGAAGAGCGAAAUAAUGAAGCUGAUAAUGAGGCGGACAACGAGGAGGAGGAAGAAGAGGAGGAGGCAGCGGACGCCGAGGAUGGUGCGGUCGGGUACGCUGGUUCGUCGCUGCUUUCCUACGCGAACGUCGUCACAAUGAACAACAAUCACAACGGUCAGGACAUUGCGCUUGCACCCGGCGAAAUCGGUCUCUGCAUCAACUACGAGAAGGACGGAAUCUGUCCGAUCGCCGACUGUGUGUACCUGCACGGUGAGCUGUGCGAGCUCUGCCAGCAAUACUGUCUCGACCCGCGGGACAAGGAGCAGCAGCGCCGCCACAAUGCGGACUGCAUCCGCGAGCACGAGCUGGAGAUGGAGCACGCGUUCGCGGUGCAGCGUUCGCGCGACAAAUCGUGCGGCAUCUGUCUGGAGGUGGUGAUGGAGAAGCGGGCCCGGGAGCAGCGAUUCGGCAUUUUGCCCAACUGUAAGCACACAUUUUGUCUCGGCUGCAUCCGGACCUGGCGCAAGGCAAACAAUUUUGCCAACAAAAUUAAAAGGAGCUGCCCAACCUGUCGCGUACCAUCCGACUUUGUCUGUCCCAGCUUUGUGUGGGUAGAGUGUGGCGAGGAGAAGAAGCGCCUGAUCGAAAACUACAAACAAGCCUGCAACAACACCGACUGUAUGCACUUCAAGAAGGGCAGCGGGAACUGCCCGUUCGGCAAUAAGUGCUUCUACCGCCAUGCCCUACCGUCCGGCGAGCUGGUCGAUCUCGGUGCGCCGUCCCGCCGGCGCAACCUGACCCGGGGCCGCCACCGCGAUAUGGAUCAUGCCGAUACGCUGCAGCUGCAGGAAAUCUUUGCCACCAUCAUCGCACCGCGCAGCUGGCUGCUGCACGACUACAUGGAUUCAAUCUUUUCCGAUCUGGACUAUUCGGAGGACGACCUGGAAUAUUUUUCCGGGCGGGGCGGAGGCUUCCCGUCCGACUCCUCUGACUACGAAGAUGAUUUUAUGUUUGAUCUGAUAUGAUCAGCAACGAAGCAU